Messenger RNA from Dermacentor andersoni, 4472 nucleotides. Its product is annotated as soluble guanylate cyclase 88E-like. NCBI's taxonomy places the organism in Eukaryota, Metazoa, Arthropoda, Arachnida, Ixodida, Ixodidae. Gene Ontology annotation, biological process: nitric oxide-cGMP-mediated signaling; cGMP biosynthetic process; response to oxygen levels. Gene Ontology annotation, cellular component: guanylate cyclase complex, soluble. Gene Ontology annotation, molecular function: heme binding; oxygen sensor activity; nitric oxide binding. The record is from RefSeq and is a predicted model, not a curated record.
UGGACGACCACGUGACGAUGAACUACCAGAGCGCGAGGCCAGGAGAGGAGUUCGAAGAACAUUGAGAUGUCGAAUUCCUUCGAGCGGUCUCUAAACACGGACCACCUUUCUGCUUCGGCUAAAAUACUGUUCUGCAGAUGAAGACGAUUCGCACAUUACAGCCUUGGCACAGGUGCCCGAGUAGCCUCGUGUGAAAGCCAUGGUAUUAUAUUACAUGCGCAGUCAUCUUCUGGCGACACAGCUAUCGAAUGUGCGAAGCAUGUGCAUCAGCGAUACUCUUCAAAUCAGAUAGUAGAGCACGCCGUUAAAGACAUAACGACAGCACGAAGAAAAAAAAUACAACUUUGCAUAUUGGCAGGCACAAGCAAGAACUAAGUUUUUGAAGUUACUCCUCGUAAAGAAAGUUGUUACAGCAAAUGCUGGAUUUUCAUGUUAAAUAUGGCAGGAAUAGACCGGAUCAGGCACCGUGUGGUUCAUGCAUAGUUACCGCUAGCGGUAUUGCUAGUAAUCCCGUGAACUGAAAGUCACGACUGAAGCAGGGUACACAAGACGUAACCGCAACGGGUGACAAAAAGUGGUUUUUAUAGUCGCCAAGCUUUGUGAGCAUCUGGGAGUACGGUGUUUCUGUGCACGUCCGUUCCCGGAAACUGCCUCUCCUAAGGAAGUAGGCGAUAAAGAGCAGCCAUGUACGGACUGAUCUUCGAGAACCUGAGCCAGUACGUGACUUCGGUCUACGGGCCAGAACGCUGGGAGGAGAUCCGGCGCCGGUCAAGGAUCGAGCUGGCGACGUUCAGUACUCACGAGGUGUAUCCGGACAACUUUGUUCACAAACUCGUCAGCAAGGCGUGCAAGGUGCUCAAGAUGAGCGAACGGGAGUUCCUCGAAGGCAUGGGCGUCUACUUCGUCUCGUUCCUGGCCCAGUACGGCUACGACCGCGUCCUGUCCGUGCUGGGUCGCCACAUGCGCGACUUCCUCAACGGACUGGACAAUUUGCACGAGUACCUCAAGUUCAGCUACCCACGCAUGAAGGCGCCCUCAUUCUUCUGCGAGGACGAGUCCUCGACGGGACUGACGCUCCACUACCGGAGCACGCGGCGAGGGUACCUAUGGUACACCAUCGGCCAAAUCAAAGAAGUUGGCCGUCACUUCUACAAUACCGAAGUUGAAGUGGAAGUUCUCAAGGAGGAGUCCAUUUUCAACACACUACACGUCAUCAUGAGGCUCAGCUUCGACAAUAUGGCUUACCAACCGCCGUCACUAAAGCUGGAUGAAGAGGACAUGGUGAGCAGAACUCUGCUACCGGUGAAGGCAUUCGUGUUCCUCGAAAUCUUCCCUUUCUGCGUCGUGUUCAACGAGAGCCUGAACAUCACCAACAUCGGCAACAGCCUGCAGGCCGUCAUGCCCGCCGUGGUCGGAAAGCGCAUACCCGAAGUGUUCGACCUGACCAAGCCAAUGGUGGAAUGCUCCUGGAAGUCGAUCAUGGGCCACACAAACAACGUGUUCGAGCUGACUUCCCUAGAGGCGGUGCGAGCCCGGUGCAACCUGGACAGCAAUACAGACAACGUGUCGCAAUGUGAUUUCAGCGAGAACGGUGAAUUCAAUUACGAAGACGCAUUGCUGCACCUAAAGGGACAGAUGAUGUACAUGGACGAAUGGAAAAGCAUGGUCUAUCUAGCGACACCAGUGAUGCGCGACCUGGAGACAAUGGUCCUGACGGGACUCUAUAUCAACGACCUCAGUAUGCACGACUUCAGCCGCGACAUGGUGCUUGCUGGACAGCAGCAAUCCGCUGAGCUCAAGCUCGCACUAGACCAGGAGCUCCAGAAGAGCCGCCAGUUAGAGGAGUCCAUGCGCAAGCUGGACAUUGAGAUGAAGCGGACCGACGAGCUACUCUACCAGAUGAUCCCCAAAACAGUAGCCGACCAGCUGCGAAGUGGAGAGACCUCUGUCAACACCUGCCAGUACUUCGACUCGGUGACCAUUCUGUUCAGCGACGUGGUCUCCUUCACCGAGAUCUGCAGCCGAAUCACUCCCAUGGAGGUGGUCUCUAUGCUCAACUCCAUGUACUCCCUAUUCGACGAGCUCACUGAAAAGCAUGGUGUCUACAAGGUGGAAACCAUCGGCGACGCGUACAUGGUGGUGUCCGGUGCCCCAGAGCCGGAGCCCAACCAUUCGGAGAGGAUUUGCGAUAUGGGACUUGCCAUGGUCAAAGUGAUAGGCGACCUUAAGGAUCCUUCUACAGGAAAGAGCCUCAAGAUACGCGUUGGUAUCCAUUCUGGUGCGGUGGUGGCCGGUGUUGUAGGCCUGAAAAUGCCGCGGUACUGCCUGUUCGGCGAUUCCGUCAAUACGGCAUCGCGAAUGGAAAGCACUAGUGAGGCCUUACGGGUGCACAUCAGUCAGAAGACGAAGGAACUGCUCGAUGAAUCAAAGUGGCUGAUUCAGGAACGUGGAACGGUAGACGUGAAGGGCAAAGGCUCGAUGAAAACGUAUUGGCUCACGGGAAAGAAAGGCCAGGCCAACGUCAACCGGCGAUACCCGGAUGCACCGACUGUCCUUUCGACGAAGCAGGAGUCAAAGCGCCGCAAGUCCUCGGUUGGGGCCCGCUCCGUGUAUUCGCCCGUGACGUACGAGGAGAUAGCGAAGCACUCGCCAUCCAAUACGCCUCCACCCCAUGGAGGAGGGAGCACGACGUUGACGAAGCCUACGGCUGGCGUGAGUCCCACCACACAAACCGGAGGGAAUGCACCGGGCACUGCAGUUGUCAAGGACAUCACGGGGACCACGGAGAUGUCGAAUGGCUCUUCACCCAAGCGUCGGACUAUGAGCGUUGCUCCCACCACCACGCCGGUGAACGCUUCGCCCCGGGAGACUAAUGGCCGGCCAACUCCUCGCAAAACUGCGUGGACCGAGCUUGAGCUGAAGGUUCCUACACAGCCGCUGUCUCCAGCAUCGGUAGUUACCGUGCCGCCUCCGGCCAUGCUGACCACCGUCGGGCUGCAGCCGCCGUGCCAGCAUUGCACACACUGUCACAACAAUUACAAUCAGCAGCAACGAAGGCUGGCUGAUGCUUCGUCGGCCGAUUCUAGGGGUGACAAGAUGGGCUGUUGGGCAUCGUCGCCGCCUCAUCGGGCUGGCGUCGGCGGUCAUCUUGCUUCGAACGCAAGUGCCAGUGGUGGUGCGGGUUGUUCUAUCUUGUGAGAAAAAACGCUUCGAGUGCCAAGGAGAACCAACUGGAUUGGUAGUACUGCAGAAGUCCACGAAAAGAGAACUUACGGACACUUGAACCGACUUGUUCAGUAGUGUUAUUUAUUGAAUGGUAAAAUGACGUUUGUCCGGACGAUAAUAGGAAGUGUUUUCGGCAGUACGGACCUGAACAUCAGUCCUUGAAUGUUAUGAGACAGUGUAAUAGCAGCCAGAUGACCGCAACAUGGUUGUCCCCCAUGGAAAGCAAGAUUGUUUCUCCACUUGAAGCGAGACCAUUAAAUCAGUCGGUAAGGGGUAUGGCAGAUGGGUACUCGCGGUCUGCAGAAAGCAGGCGAAAUUUUUCUGUGACUCACUUAGACCAGAAUAUUCGGUCACAUGAACGUAUCAGGUAAGAUAUAGCUUGAUAGAAGUAAUGCAACAGCUCUGCAUAAGUGAAAAAAGAAAUAUUCCACUGUGCAUUCUGAGGCGGUGCUUCUCGGUGACCUGGCGUCUAUAGCUUUACUAAGACUUUGCUGAACCGUAAACGACCUACAACGAAAGUCUAAGAAAAUACAACUACAACAAAAAUAGCAACAACAAAAAACGAUGCAAAUUGUUGCGCCUGUUCUAGUUUUCGUUUGGCAGAAUUCAGUGACAGUGGGAUGGUGCUUAACUGUUACCCAGUCGAAAUAGAACGAUUAGAUCGCGUAUAAUCUAGUAUAGCGAUCCCAGAGUGAAACUGUCCAUGGACAGGUUCUGCCUAAAUAAGCCAUCAUUCUUCCGUGCAUCUUUACCUUGGGCUCUAUAACGUGAACGUGUUCCAAUCUGUUUUAUUCCAAUCUUUUCACGUCAUGCUUACGUAACUACCGACAAAAUCACGGGACGGUGACUCAAAGCGUUCAUUGUAAAGCCCAAUAAAAUACUCUCCUCGAUUGUAGGAAGUCACAUUUGCUUCCUUUUAAAGCAAAUAGCAUUGUCUACCGUGCUAUGGUUUCCUGACAAGAGGUGGGGAGCACUUAGAAAUCGAAAGGACUUCAUUGGGGACGGGCUAGUACAGUGGAAGUAAAUAAUCAGAUCAGGAAGCUCCUGAUCAGUGCUUUCUGAUCCUGUGUCAGCGUGAUCGGCGGGCACCCAUGUUCAUUCAUUCUGAAACGAGGCAGUCUCCGUCUAUUCUAAAAAAUAAAUUUUUCUUCGCCACAAUAAUUCAUCUUUAUGCAUGAACGUCACAUUAUCAUGGUGUGCUUUCGUGGAUAUGCGGCAUAAUGUGACAGACAGGCAAAGGGGGGGGG